AGAAAACCCACGACGCGCGCGGCUAGUAUGUCGGUCGUGGAAGGACUCGUAUUUAUGAACACUGUACAUAAGCACAAGUGUAGGAAAAUCAGGAUGAAAAGAUGGCAACCAUGCUACUACCACCAGGUCCUGACAUUUUGCGCCCAUUCACUCGUGAGUCCUUGGCUAACAUUGAGCAGCGGAUUGCAGAGGAACAGGCCAGAAAUGCUAAGGAGUACCAGGAAGACAUGGGAGAUGUGGAGACUCCCAAGCCCCGGGCUGACUUUGAGGCAGGGAAGCAGCUGCCACGAAUUUUUGGUGACAUUCCCUCAGGACUCAUUGGUGUGCCGCUGGAGGACAUCGACCCUUUCUACUUCAAGAAUCAGAGGACUUUUAUAGUACUGAACAAAGGGAAAGCAAUCUUCCGAUUUAGUGCCACAUCUGCGCUGUGUGCUUUUAGCCCUUUUCAUCCAGUGAGAAGAGCAUCAAUAAAAAUUUUAGUUCACUCAUAUCCUUUUCAAUUAUUCAGUUUAUUCAUAAUGUUCACUAUUUUGACCAACUGUUGUUUCAUGGCCAUGUCUGAACCUACGCAAUGGGCCAAGUAUCUUGAGUACACUUUCACUGGAAUUUAUACUUUUGAAUCACUGAUAAAAAUACUUGCAAGAGGAUUCUGUGUUGGCCCCUUUACCUUUCUGCGAGAUCCCUGGAACUGGCUGGAUUUCAGUGUGAUAGUCAUGGCGUAUGUGACUGAAUUUGUGGACUUGGGCAAUGUCUCAGCCUUGAGAACAUUCAGAGUACUUCGUGCACUGAAAACUAUCUCUGUCAUUCCAGGCCUAAAGACCAUUGUGGGUGCUCUGAUCCAGUCAGUAAAGAAGCUGGCCGACGUUAUGAUCCUCACUGUCUUCUGCCUAAGUGUCUUCGCCUUAAUUGGUCUGCAGCUCUUCAUGGGCAACCUGCGACAGAAGUGUGUACGCAGCCCAGAGCACUGCCUGAACAGUACUUACAUUAGCAAUGGUACCUUUUUCUGUAACAACAAGACCUGGCUGUCCUUGAAGGAUUUCGUCGCUGAUGAGGAAAACUUCUACAGGAUGGAGGGAGCAAAGGAUGCCUUAAUAUGUGGGAAUGGGAGCGAUGCAGGGAAAUGUCCUGAUGGCUUUGAGUGCUUGAAGACAGGAAGAAAUCCAAAUUAUGGCUACACCAGUUUUGAUACCUUUGGAUGGGCAUUUCUGUCACUGUUCCGACUAAUGACGCAGGACUACUGGGAAAACCUCUACCACCAGACUCUGCGGUCAGCAGGGAAGACCUACAUGGUUUUCUUUGUGGUGGUAAUCUUCCUGGGCUCUUUCUAUCUGGUUAAUCUGAUACUGGCUGUGGUUGCCAUGGCGUAUGAGGAACAGAACCAGGCCACCAUCGCAGAGGCAUGGCAGAAAGAGCAAGAGUUCCAGCUUGCCAUGGAGCAUUUGCGAAAGGAACAACAGGCAAUAGCAAGCAAACCACAACUGGAGUACAUGACAUCUCCAGAAAUGCCCUCCUUCACUUUGGACUCCAAAGAGCAGAAGAAGAACCAGAUUAUGUCACCUGAAGAUUCCAGAUGUGACGCAGGCUUUGCAUCUGGAAGGAGAAACUGCCUGCUCUUACCCUUUCUUUCUUUGUAUGCUGCAUGCUCUCUCACUAUUCAUACCCAAAAGGGAAGUCAAGGCAGUGUCUUCACAUUUCAUAUCUGCAUGAGGGACUCAGACACGGAUUUUGCAGAUGAUGAGGUCAGCACACAUGAUGAUUCUGAAAGUCUUGCUAGCCCACAAGUGAUGCUAAAGCGGAGGACCAGUACCUGGAGUACAGCCAGUCAUGCUUCAGAAGUCUUCAGGCCAGACCUCAAUGGCAGGGUACCAGUGGCUGUUGACCAUAAUGGCAUUAUGAACCCAGAGGCACAUGCACCAGCUUCUGUAUCUACCAUGGAGAAAGUCACUGAGGACAAUGUGAUUAAACCAGAGGAACCCAACAGCACAGACAAAAACCCCAUGCUGAUGAUAUGUAACACAUCCCAUGAUAUCCAUGAGGAAUGCUCAAGAAAGGAAAGGGCACUGAGUGCUGCUAGCUACCCCACCAGUACCAUGGAUGAGCUGGAGGAGGCUCAACAGAGGUGUCCUUCCUGCUGGUACAGCUUUGCCCACCAAUACCUGAUCUGGGAUUGCUGCCCAAUGUGGCUUACAAUGAAGGAGUGGGUGAAGUUCGUGGUUAUGGACCCAUUCAUGGACCUGGCAAUUACCAUGUGCAUUGUGCUCAACACUCUCUUCAUGGCACUUGAGCACUAUCCAAUGACAGAUGAGUUCAACAGAAUGCUUUCUGUUGGCAACCUGGUGUUCACAGGCAUAUUCACAGCUGAGAUGGUCCUCAAGAUCAUAGCCCUAGACCCGUACUGCUAUUUCCAGCAGGGCUGGAACAUCUUUGACAGCUUCAUUGUCUGCCUCAGCCUGAUGGAACUUGGCCUCUCUAAUGUUGAGGGGCUCUCUGUGCUGCGCUCCUUCAGACUGCUGAGAGUUUUCAAGCUAGCAAAGUCCUGGCCCACUCUGAACACACUCAUCAAGAUCAUUGGCAACUCCGUAGGCGCUCUGGGCAACUUGACUCUAGUGCUGGCAAUCAUUGUCUUCAUCUUUGCUGUGGUGGGCAUGCAGCUUUUUGGGAAAAACUACCAGGACUGUGUCUGCAAGAUCUCCAAAGACUGUUCUCUACCCCGCUGGCACAUGAAGGACUUCUUCCACUCCUUCCUCAUAGUGUUCCGGGUCCUUUGUGGGGAGUGGAUAGAGACCAUGUGGGACUGCAUGGAGGUGGCUGGCCAGCCGCUCUGCAUUCUGGUUUUCAUGCUAGUCAUGGUGAUCGGGAACCUGGUGGUGCUGAAUCUCUUCCUGGCUCUGCUACUCAGCUCCUUCAGUGCUGAUAAUCUGUCAGCUCCAGAUGAGGAUGGUGAGAUGAAUAACUUGCAAAUUGCCAUUGCUCGCAUCCAGCGAGGUGGCAAAUGGCUCCGACGGGCAGCCUGUGACUUCUUCAUUGGCGACCAGAAGCAGAGGCGACAGAAGGCCUGCGAGACUGAGAGCACGCUGAAGCUUAAGCAAUGUGGCGGCCAUGCUGAAGGCAAUGGAACCACAGGCAUCAUUGUGCACGUCAUUGGCAGUGACAGCUACGUGACUAAUCCCAACCUCACCAUCAAUGUGCCCAUUGCUCCUGGAGAGUCUGAUGUGGAGUUCGCAGAGGAGGAGGAUGAUCAGAGUGACUGUACAGCGGAAGAAGCAGAGAAGACAAAGCAAAAGGAUGAGAUCAGUCUGUCAGAGGGUAGCACAGUGGACCUCCGGAAGACUGGCGAUGAGGAGAAUGAGUACUCAGAGAUGGCUGAGGAGGCCAUGGACCCUGACAGCUGUUUCCCUGAUGUCUGUGUCCGUCACAGCCAGUGCUGCGACAUCGACACCAGCUGGGGGCUUGGCAAGGUCUGGUGGCAAUUCCGCAAGACCUGCUACCAGAUUGUUGAGCACAGCUGGUUUGAAUCCUUCAUCAUUUUCAUGAUUCUUCUUAGCAGCGGCGCUUUGGCUUUUGAGGACAUUUAUAUAGAGCAGCGAAAAGUGACAAAAAUCAUUCUGGAAUAUGCAGACAAGAUUUUCACCUACAUCUUUAUCCUGGAAAUGAUUCUCAAGUGGAUUGCUUAUGGCUUUAAAAAAUAUUUUACCAAUUAUUGGUGUUGGUUGGAUUUUUUAAUAGUGGACGUCUCUUUAAUAAGCCUUGUAGCCAACACACUUGGCUACUCGGACUUCUCGGCCAUAAAAUCACUUAGGACUCUUCGGGCUCUCAGGCCACUCAGAGCCCUGUCGAGAUUUGAAGGCAUGCGGGUGGUCGUGAAUGCCCUGAUUGGUGCCAUCCCUUCCAUUAUGAACGUUUUGCUGGUCUGUCUGAUCUUCUGGCUGAUCUUCAGCAUCAUGGGAGUGAACCUCUUUGCAGGAAAAUUUGGCCGGUGCAUCAGCCGAACAGGGUACAUACACAACGUCUCAGUAGUGAACAACAAGUCAGAGUGCCUGGCCAAGAAUGAUACUGAGUUCUACUGGACGAAGGUGAAAGUUAACUUUGACAAUGUGGGCGCAGGCUACCUUGCUCUCUUGCAAGUGGCCACAUUCAAAGGCUGGAUGGAAAUCAUGUAUGCUGCCAUUGACUCAAGAGCUGUGGAAGAGCAACCUAUAAAAGAGUUCAGUCUUUAUAUGUACUUGUACUUUGUGAUAUUCAUCAUCUUUGGCUCAUUCUUCACCUUAAACCUCUUCAUUGGUGUGAUCAUCGACAAUUUCAACCAGCAAAAAAGAAAGUUAGGAGGUCAAGAUAUCUUCAUGACAGAGGAACAGAAAAAAUACUACAAUGCUAUGAAGAAGCUUGGAUCUAAAAAACCUCAGAAGCCAAUUCCAAGACCAGUGAACCCAUUGCAAGGAUUCUUCUUUGAUAUGGUGUCCAAGCAAGCCUUUGACAUCAUGAUCAUGAUACUCAUCAUCCUAAACAUGGUGACCAUGAUGGUGGAGACAGAUGAGCAGCCACCCAACAUGACAUCCAUUCUCAACAAUAUCAACCUUGCCUUCAUUAUCAUUUUCUCAGCUGAGUGUCUCAUGAAAAUCACUGCCCUGCGCUACUAUUUCUUCACAGUUGGCUGGAAUAUCUUUGACUUUGUAGUAGUCAUUCUCUCAGUAGUGGGUAUUGUUCUUGCAGACAUUAUAGAGAAGUAUUUUGUGUCACCAACUCUUUUUCGAGUCAUCAGACUGGCAAGAAUAGGACGUGUCCUUCGACUUAUACGUGGAGCUAAAGGAAUCAGAACUUUACUUUUUGCCUUAAUGAUGUCCCUUCCAGCACUAUUCAACAUUGGCCUCUUGCUUUUCCUUGUGAUGUUCAUUUAUGCCAUUUUUGGCAUGGCCAACUUUGCCUAUGUGAAGAAACAGGGUGGCAUUGAUGACAUGUUCAACUUUGAGACAUUUGGAAACAGCAUGAUCUGCCUUUUCCAGAUCACAACUUCAGCUGGGUGGGACAACCUGCUCAGCCCCAUUUUGAACAACUCUCCUGAGGAAUGCGAUUCCAACAUCCUCCACACAGGGACUAACGCCAGGGGGAAUUGUGGGAAUCCUUCUGUAGGCAUCACAUUCUUUGUGACCUACAUCAUUAUAUCAUUCCUUAUUGUUGUCAACAUGUACAUAGCUAUCAUCCUAGAGAACUUCAGUGUGGCCACAGAGGAGAGCACAGAACCUCUGAGCGAGGACGACUUUGAGAUGUUCUAUGAGGUCUGGGAGAAGUUUGAUCCAGAGGCGACCCAGUUUAUUGAGUACUCAAAACUUUCAGAGUUUGCCGACGCUCUUUCGGAGCCACUACGCAUUGCCAAGCCCAACAAAAUCAAACUUAUCUCUAUGGAUUUGCCCAUGGUAAGUGGGGAUAAAAUCCACUGCCUGGACAUUUUAUUUGCCUUCACAAAACGAGUCUUGGGAGAAUCCGGGGAAAUGGAUGCUCUAAAGCAACAAAUGGAGGAGAAGUUCAUGAUGGCCAACCCAUCCAAAAUCUCUUAUGAGCCCAUAACAACAACCCUCCGGCGCAAGCAGGAGGAAGUGUCAGCAACCAUAAUCCAGAGGGCAUACAGGACACACCUGGUCCGGCGCCAAAUGAAGCAAGCCUCAUACUUGUACCGUCAGAUCAACACAGACUGCUCUGUUGAAGGAGAGGAGGCGCCUGAGAAAGAGGGUCUCAUAGCCUGUAUGAUGAAGGAGAACUACAGACCUGAGAGGGAAAUAACGGAGAAUCUGUCCUCAACUUUCUCCCUGCCAUCUUAUGACAGUGUCAGUUGGGCUGCUUGCGAUUUUUUCCAGGUUCUAAUACCAGAUGCCAGGAACACGGGGCUCCAAGAAAACUUCCUAUUCCCUAAUAGAGACCGAGAGACAUAUCUGUAA
Molecule: messenger RNA, 5930 nt
Organism: Scleropages formosus (Asian bonytongue)
Lineage: Eukaryota; Metazoa; Chordata; Actinopteri; Osteoglossiformes; Osteoglossidae
Product: sodium channel protein type 4 subunit alpha-like
Exons: 27
Coding region: 102-5930 (1942 amino acids)
Biological process (GO): sodium ion transmembrane transport; membrane depolarization during action potential; neuronal action potential
Cellular component (GO): plasma membrane; voltage-gated sodium channel complex
Molecular function (GO): voltage-gated sodium channel activity; protein binding
Source: RefSeq, a predicted model, not a curated record